Messenger RNA from Ipomoea triloba (trilobed morning glory), 2601 nucleotides. Its product is annotated as protein tesmin/TSO1-like CXC 5. Gene Ontology annotation, cellular component: nucleus. The coding region runs from base 434 to 2323 and encodes 629 amino acids. The record is from RefSeq and is a predicted model, not a curated record. Gene Ontology annotation, biological process: regulation of DNA-templated transcription. Lineage: Eukaryota; Viridiplantae; Streptophyta; Magnoliopsida; Solanales; Convolvulaceae. The transcript is spliced from 8 exons.
UUCAAAAGCUAGAGAGGGAGGAAGAGCGAGACAAGCCUACUUGCUCUUCUUCUUCUUCUUCGAAAGAAAAUCCCUCCUUUUCUCUCUCCGCAUAUACAUACACACGCAUACAAGGAUUUGCGCGGGCGUAUUUGUGUGCUGUAAGGAUCGAUUUUUUAGUAGAUUGAGGUCGAAAGACUGAAGAUUUUGAAGCCGACAUUCGGAGGAUUUUUUUUUGGUCUCUCCUUUGAAUCUGAGCUGCGUGAUGAGUGAUGAGUGUUGACACUGUUUCGAUAUCGAAUUUGAAUUUGCCAGAUACUGGUUUGGAAUUGGGAAUUUGUUGAAUUUCUGGGAUUUUCGGAUUUUCGGAGUGGGGAAUCUGUGAGGUGUUAUUUAAUUUAAUCUGUGUAUUUAUUUUUAUUUUUAUUUCUGCGGCGAAUUAUUAUCGUUUUGAAUGGAGAAAAGUGAGGGAGGGGAUUUCCCUCCAAAGAGGUCACAACCGGAGGUGGCUUCGACAGUGGCCGCGGCGCCGGUACUUGCGUCACCGGAUGUUCCGACAAAGAAGCUCGCGAGGCAGCUGGAUUUCACGGGUUUUGGCGGCGGCGGCGCUGGAGGAGGAGAUGGCAGUGCUGCGGCGGCCAUUUUCUCGGAGCAUCAUGGACAGAUUCAACCGCAGGUGGGGAAGCCUAGCCAGUCUCCACGCCCACAAUUGCAGCCGCAGCUAAUGGUGAAGCCAAGCCACCCUCCACGGCCACAAUUACAGCCACACUCGCAGCCACAACAACAACAUAUACUAUUGAUGCCGAUGCAGCAACCCCCUGCGCAGCCCCAUCUUCCUCAAAUACGACCUCUGAAACCAGAAUCCCCAAGGGCAAGACCAAGGCAAAGUGCUGCUGAAGUAAAAGAUGGUACUCCAAAGAAGCAAAAGCAGUGUAAUUGCAAACACUCUCGAUGUUUGAAAUUGUACUGUGAAUGCUUUGCAUCAGGUAUUUAUUGCGAUGGGUGCAACUGUGUAAACUGUCACAAUAAUGUUGAAAAUGAAGCUGCCAGACGAGAAGCUGUUGAAGCUACAUUGGAGCGUAAUCCAAAUGCUUUCAGGCCUAAAAUUGCUAGCAGUCCCCAUGGAGUCCGGGACAAUAGGGAGGAAACUGGAGAUGGCUUAGUGUUGGGAAAACAUAACAAAGGAUGCCACUGCAAAAAAUCAGGGUGUCUUAAAAAGUAUUGUGAGUGUUUCCAAGCUAACAUUCUGUGUUCAGAAAAUUGCAAAUGCAUGGACUGCAAAAAUUUUGAAGGAAGUGAAGAGAGGCAGGCUCUCUUCCAUGGAGAUCAUGCUAAUCACAUGGCAUAUCUGCAGCAAGCGGCAAAUGCUGCAAUAACUGGUGCAAUUGGAGCAUCUGGUUAUGGGUCUCCUCCAGUUAACAAGAAGAGAAAGGGUCAGGAGCUCUUUUUUGGGUCAACAAUGAAAAACCCAAUUCACACAUUUGGGCAGUUUCCGCAGGUGGAUAAUGCGAACCAUAUUAAAUCUUCUGUACCAUCAUCUUCAAUGUCUUCUAUUCCCAAUGCUCGUGUUGGUAAUUCAGCUGCAAUGGGACCUUCAAAAUUUACUUACAGGUCUUUGUUAGCAGAUAUGAUCCAACCACUGGAUGUGAAAGAGCUUUGUUCAGUUUUGGUCUAUUCUUCUAGACAAGCUGCCAAGAUGCUUGCAGAUGAAAAGAAUGCGAGAGAGGACCAGAGAGAAACAUCUGCUCCUUCAUUGUCUCAAGAACAGUUAGAGAAUCAGAAAGGUUCUAUGGGGAAGGUCUUGCCUGACAAUUGUUCCAGUGGGAGCCAAGAUGAUAAAAAAGGUACAAGUGUGCGCAGUUCGGAUACUGCUGAUGUGUCAAAAGAAAGGCCAAUGUCUCCGGGAACAUUGGCGCUGAUGUGCGAUGAGCAGGACACGGUGUUUGCUGCUGCUGGUUCCCCUAAUGAAUCAACAAGCAUUUGCAACACAUCUUCUCAGUUGUCUCAUGGGAAAGCCAUGACAGAAGCCUAUGCCGAGCAGGAGAGGAUUGUUUUGACAAAGUUUCGCGAUUGUCUCAACAGACUUAUUACAUUGGGAGAAAUAAAAGAAACAAAAUGUUCAUCAAUGGCCCGAGCUUCAGACUCGGUUUACCAAAAAGGCAUCGUCAUCAACAACGGGACUCAACCGGAAGCCUAUAGCAACGGUGUGGCCAUUGCAACUGUUCCGCCUCCCUCGAGAGCCCCUGAAACGGUAAGUUCCUCAACUAGUGUUGGCGGUGUUAGUAGUCCCCACCCUGUUGUUUCCCAAGCAGCCAAGAAUGGGGAUCAGAAACCAAAGAACUGAGAGAUAGAGAGAGAGAGAGAGUGUAUAGAGAGAGAGAGAGAGAUGUAGCUUCAGAUUUGCCCAGCACUGAUGCAUCCUGUAACAUUAGGCAAUUGUUCAUUCGGCUUUUUCUUUGAUGCAUUAGUGCUUAUUAUUUUGGGCACCAUUCAUAAAGAGCUAACCUGCUCCAUAGGAUUUUUUUUUUCUUUACAUUGAUCACUGAUAUAAUUUGAGUAAAAAAGUUUUCGUCGACGUUCCAUUAACUUUAUCUAAAUGUUAAUGCAUUUAGCUUUUCUUUA